AUGUGUCCCAAAAACGAUGUCGAGUCAUCAUCGAGUUCUAAUGAUAGGAAUUUGAAACAGCCAAACUUAAAAAUUGAUGAACACAGUCUGUCCAACCACACUUUUCCCGAAAUUUUUUUGCAAACCAUAGUAGUAGAACUGAGGGGAGACAAAGAAUGUCGCCGAGUAAGACUCUUGAUCGAUACUGGAUCCCACAAGUCAUAUAUUACGAGAAAAAUUGCCGAAGAGAUGGGGUACCCUCCAGUUCGAGAAGAACAGCUAGUACAUUCACUUUUUGGAGGAACACAAACUGAAUCUGUGAGUCAUAGAUGCUUCAGAAUUUCUCUUCAAAGUCUUACUGAAGACUACUGUUGCAACUUCGAAGUUUUGGAUCAACCAUUGAUUUGCAACCACAUAAGCUCAGUGAAAAAGGGACCUUGGCUGGAUGAACUGAAACAAAUGGGAGUAGAAAUUACUGAUACUACAGAUGGGACAAUUGAUGUUUUGGUUGGUGCCGACAUAGCCGGAAAACUUUUUUCCGGACGUAAACAAGAUUUGGAUUGUGGACUUGUAGCGGUUCAUACAUUACUAGGUUGGACACUCAUGGGAAAACUGAAAUCAGAAUACUCAUCUAAGACAUCCCUUCUUGUAACUUCAAUGCUUUCGAAAAAUGUGUCCAUAUGUGACUUAUGGAACCUAGAUGUCCUUGGGAUUCAAGCUCCUGAAAAUUCUGAAUCACAACGGGAACAAGAAAAACUUCUUAUGGAACAUUUUCUAACAACAGUUAAACGAAGAGAUGACAGGCGAUAUGAAGUGUGUAUGCCUUGGAUUGAAGGUCAUCCCCCUUUAUCAUCCAACUUCGAUUUAUCCUAUAAAAGACUCCUCCACACUGUGAAAAAGUUGAAAAAGGAUAAUUUCUAUAACGUCUACGAUAGCGUCUUCGACAAUUGGUUAGCUGAAGGAGUUAUAGAAUGUUCGUCAGAAAAUGAACCUCUUGAAACAUCAUCUCAGUCUGGUCAUUUUUUACCUCAUCAUCCAGUAUAUAAGCCCAGUAGUACCACAACACCUGUACGUCCAGUUUUUGAUGCUUCGUCAGGAGCAAAGAAUCAACAAUCUUUGAAUCAGUGCCUUGAGAAAGGAAUCAACCUCAUUGAAUUAAUUCCAUCUAUGAUUCUACGUUUCCGCUUGGAUAAGAUAGGAAUCACAGCUGAUAUAGGAAAGGCAUUUCUUCAGAUUGGAUUACAAGAAAACGAUAGAAACUUUCUGAAGUUUCUUUGGUAUGAUAAAAACGGAAAAAUAAAAAUUUAUAGACAUGCCCGUGUCGUAUUUGGAGUAACUUGCAGUCCUUUUCUAUUGGGAGCAGUCCUCGAAUUUCAUCUGCAGGAAACUCUAAGAGAAUCAAUUCAUGAAGAAAACUCCUAUAGUCCCAAAGUUAUUUCGAAAUUAUUGAAGUCAUUUUACGUUGACAAUAUUCUUAUAAGUGUACAAAACGAAGAAGCUCUCAACCAAUUUAUUGAACAGUCAACUAAAAUUCUGGCUGAUGGAAAGUUCGAGUUGAGAGGGUGGGAGCAUUCUUUGCCAGAAAAUGUCGAAGUCGAAGCAAAAAGUAACAUCCUUGGACUCAUCUGGAAUCGUAAAUUGGACACCUUAGAACUUUCUCUAGAAUGGUUUGAUAAAAUGGAUGUAGGACUGAUAACUAAACGAACUAUAUUAUCUGCAGCACACAAACUGUUUGAUCCAAUUGGUUUCUCAUGUCCAGUGACACUGAUCCCAAAAAUUUUGCUCCAAAGGACUUGGUCUACGAAAUUGGGAUGGGAUUUGGAAGUUGAUGAAGUAGUUCAAGAAUUAUUCCUGAAGUGGUUACAAGAACUACCCUAUUUGACAUCCGUUAAGAUUCCUCGGUGGAUAUCUUUAGAUUCCACUAUAUUGACCACUCAAUCUGUACAUGUUUUCUGUGAUGCAAGUGCAGAUGCCUAUGCAGCUUGUAUUUUUCUCAGAACAGAAACUGGUGAUGGUCAAGUGGUUUUGAGAUUAAUCGAAGGAAAAUCUAGAGUAGCACCUAUUAAAAAAUUAACCAUACCACGUCUCGAACUUUUGGCUGCAACAAUUGGAGUGAGAAUAUUUCGAAAUUUCCAGACAAACUAUGAAAUCAACCUUCAAGCAUUUUUUUGGUCAGACUCCUCAACUGUUUUAUCUUGGAUCAAAAGGAAAGAAAAUUGGAAACCAUUCAUCUGGAACCGUGUUGAAGAAAUAAAACGUUUUUCUAAACCUAUAGACUGGUACCAUGUUCCUGGUGAUAUGAAUCCUGCAGAUCUUCCAUCACGAGGAUGUUCUGCUGAAUCACUAGCUGAUGGAAGAUGGUGGGAGGGUCCAAAAUGGUUGUGUGAUCCAAUUUCCCAAUGGCCUAGUCAGAAUUUUGAUAGUAAUGAAGAGGAAAUAAACUGCGAAAGAAGAAAAACUGUUGUUUCCUCGUUGUCGGUGUCUAAAGAUUUUGUAUGGUACUACAAGUACUUUUCGAAGUUCAGCAAAAUCGUCAAGAUGGUUGCAUGGAUCAAACGAUUUGUCAAUAAUAGCAGAAAGAAAAAUACUGAAGACUCAAAAUUUCUGACUGUCGAUGAACUGGAAGUAUCAAGAAAACUAGUAAUUCGUUUCAUACAAGAAGAAAGUUUUGAGUCUGUAGAAGAUCCCAAAUUAUCAUCAUUAUGUCCCUUUACUGAUAACCAAGGACUGAUCAGAUUGCGAACAAAAAUUUCAGAUAGAACCGAUGCAGAGGAUUUUCGUAUGCCAUUUGUAUUGCCCACAAACCAUGAAGUUGUGAAACGUUUGAUUUUCGAAGAACAUAUAAAGAAUAAUCAUGUUGGAGUACAAGGAUUGAUGAGUAUUCUUAGAGCGAAUUAA
Molecule: messenger RNA, 2877 nt
Organism: Coccinella septempunctata (seven-spotted ladybird)
Lineage: Eukaryota; Metazoa; Arthropoda; Insecta; Coleoptera; Coccinellidae
Exons: 1
Coding region: 1-2877 (958 amino acids)
Molecular function (GO): nucleic acid binding
Source: RefSeq, a predicted model, not a curated record